This is a messenger RNA of Moneuplotes crassus, 1139 nucleotides long. Lineage: Eukaryota; Ciliophora; Spirotrichea; Euplotida; Euplotidae. The record is from the annotation of a GenBank genome assembly.
AGCCCCAAAACAUUUGAAGAUUCUUCCCAUUGGAAUGGAUGCGCUUAGAUUAGUUACAAAUUCAAGACAAGGUAGAAGGAAAGGAAGUGCAAUAUCAAAAGGUAAAAUCAAAACUAAAAAGCCAAAACUAAACACCCGACCAAAGCCUCAAAACAGCUCCAAAACCCCCUCAGAAUCCUCCCAAACCCCAAAAAGGGAUAAUCCUAAACGCCACCCUCGUGCUCCAAAAUCAGAUGUUGAAAACUCAGCUACAUUCAGUAUCUCAAGCGAUUACCUUCGUAAACCCAGGCAUCAGAGAAAAGUCUCUAAUUUUGGAACCAAAAAGCCCGAAGCAUCGCUACAAAAGUCUAAACGAAGACAACGUAACCACAGAAGAGACAUGAACAGAUCGAUAGACCUUCCUCAAACUCCUUUCGACAUAUUCAAAUCUUUGCUUACCCAAUCACAGAUGGGUCACCACCACAACCACAGAGAAGCCAGGGUCGGCUCCAAUGAUGCUCAUGCAAUUAGCACUAUCUCAAGAAUGCAAAGAUCAAUAAAUCACGAGAAGGAACAAGAAGAAAAUCAAAGAAUAAUCGAUUCGUUAAAAUAAAGAAAAUGAUGAAUUGAACAGAAAAAUUCAGAUUCUUGAGCACAAACUGACCAAAUCAAACGAGAUAUCCUCCAACCUUCAAUUUCAAAUCCAGAAGGUUGAAGAAAAGCAGUCCAAGAUAGAGGAGCUACGUGAGAGGAUGCAAGAAUUCAAGAAGAAGUAUAAAUAAAAUGAAGCAUAAGAAAGAGAGCUUAUAUCUCAACAAAAUUAAUGAGUACAAAACUAGGGAACAAAUAUUGAUCCCAAAAUUUAAACAAUUGUAUGCUAAAUGUGAGGAAUUAGCAAAAUGGAAGAAAAUUCAUAGUUGUAAAUGGGAUAACCUCGAGCGGGACUCAAUAGAAAAUAAGCUCCGGUGGGUAUUUAAUAACAACCAACAAGAAUUGGAGACCUAUCUUAAGUCCCAAAUCCAUACUACUCAAGAAUCAGAUGCGAAUAACCUUGUGACUCCAGUAAAUGAAAUCAAAGAUAUCAAUCUCUCCCUAGCGCAAAGACCAUUCAAAAUAAGUGAAUUCUAGAAAUUAUUCAAUCUUUCUUCUAUUUAAGAAAA